GUGCGCAGAAGGCGUCGGAGGCGCAUGCUCUGUGGAGGUUCCGGCUCGGCGGUCCGGCGUCCGCGCUAGCCUCGGUGGCCAGCGAAGUCCUGGCGGCGCCUCGGGCAUGGCGGCAAGCCUGUGGAUGGGCGACCUGGAACCCUACAUGGAUGAGAACUUCAUCUCCAGAGCCUUUGCCACCAUGGGGGAGACCGUGAUGAGCGUCAAAAUUAUCCGAAACCGCCUCACUGGGAUCCCAGCUGGCUACUGCUUUGUAGAAUUCGCAGAUUUGGCCACAGCUGAGAAGUGUUUGCAUAAAAUCAACGGGAAACCCCUUCCAGGAGCCACACCUGCAAAACGUUUUAAACUGAACUAUGCCACUUAUGGGAAACAGCCAGAUAACAGCCCCGAGUACUCCCUCUUUGUGGGGGACCUGACCCCAGAUGUGGAUGAUGGCAUGCUGUAUGAAUUCUUCGUCAAAGUCUACCCUUCCUGUCGGGGAGGCAAGGUGGUUUUGGACCAGACAGGAGUGUCUAAGGGCUAUGGUUUUGUGAAAUUCACAGAUGAGCUGGAACAGAAGCGAGCCCUGACAGAGUGCCAGGGAGCAGUUGGACUGGGGUCUAAACCAGUGCGUCUGAGUGUGGCGAUCCCUAAAGCGAGCCGUGUGAAGCCAGUGGAAUAUAGUCAAAUGUACAGUUACAGCUACAACCAGUAUUACCAGCAGUACCAGAACUACUAUGCCCAGUGGGGCUAUGACCAGAACACAGGCAGCUACAGCUACAGUUAUCCCCAGUAUGGGUAUACCCAGAGCACCAUGCAGACAUAUGAAGAAGUCGGAGAUGAUGCACUGGAAGACCCCAUGCCACAGCUGGAUGUGACCGAGGCCAACAAGGAGUUCAUGGAGCAGAGCGAGGAGCUGUACGACGCGCUGAUGGACUGCCACUGGCAGCCCCUGGACACAGUGUCUUCAGAGAUCCCCGCCGUGAUGUAGCCAGGACAAGACACAAGCCAGAGUGGACUUUGUGAGGGAGCUAAGAGACUCCUUUUUUAAAAAAAGAUUACUUCAAGAACUUUUACCUUUUUUGAAAUUUGUAAGAUUUUAGUAAUCAACUGUUUCCUGAAAUUAUGAAUACUUCCUGGGAUACUGCUGCCUUCAUUUGAGCCAUUUGAGUUUGAAAAUGAAGGGACCAGCUGUUAGGAGAGGGAUGAAUGAGGUUCCAUUUUAUCUUUGAAUAAUAAUCAUUUAUCCAGGUAGGGUUGUCUACACUCCUGGGGAUUAAGGAUUAACCACCAAAGUUAAGUUACUAAAACCAACUUCUUAGGUGACAGGCACAUUACUCCUUAAGGUUCUCUUGAGGUCAGAGUGCAUGGACUGCCUGCAGGAAUGGUGCCAAAUGGUGGGCAAUUAUCUGCUUUCAGGUAUUCCCUUCCCCCAACAAACUUGCUUCCAGUCUGGUGGCUAGGCAGAGUUCAUUAUUCAGACUGGGGAGGAAGUGGCCCAUUGAGAGACGUGUUGGGGCCAGCUUAAUCUAGACCAAAAGUCCUGGAUUGUUUUAGGUAAAGCCUGUACCAUCUGUGCCAAGCCCACCUGUUAGUAGAUAUUAAUCCAUUUAUAUAUAGGAACCGGUAAUUCAGAAAUAUAACCUGACCAUGAGGUCAACCAUCACCAAACCAUAUUUUGAUGCCAACCUUACACAUCUCUGUAUUUAUUUUCCAAAUAAAUUAGGAGAUCCCAUUUAACUUACCACAAGGACCCUCCUGAAAAGCCUUACCUAUAGCUUCGUGCUAGGAAACGGGGGGGCCCCCCCCCGCCGGCGGCGGAGUAUGCCGCCCCAGGACGUUAAGUACCAGUCCUGCGCUCAGCCUGAAUUCUCACUCAGCAAGAGUAAUACAAUUGCAAUUAUAGAACUGAUCGUUUUGUUGCUUUCUGAGAUCAACCUUUUCUUCAGGUAUUGAGACUAUAAUUCAUUCUGAGUCUUACAGAGUAUUUAAAUAGGGAAUAACCAACAAUCUGAGGGACAUCAAGAAAACUGACACAAACAUACAUCCAGGAAUCUUUUAUUGGUCACUUGUAUGCCAGGUACCAGCAUCAGAAAGAAAAAAAGGUGUUUCCACCUCAAAGAGCCCCUUGUCUCUUCAUUUGCCUCUUCCUGUAGUGUUUCUCUCCUGAAAAAGAAGUGUACACCAGUGUGUUAAUAAUGCCCCAAUUAAUCAAUGCCACCCAGGUUUUCCUAAGGGCUGGUCUCAGUCCCAUAUCCGCAUUUAUCAUCCAUAGAUGUCCACUCAGAUUAGGUUUCAUCCUGGACCAGUCACAGCCUGAAAAAAUACCUUGAGCUAGAAUAGAACCACUCUCCCAGGAGAGGGGUGGGUAAGACUCCAAGGUUACCAAAACCAAUAAGCAUGAGCUCAAGCCAUUACUGCAUUCACAGUAGUCAGCCCUCGCUGUAAAGACACAGGGCUGUCCCUUCUGCCACAUUCUACUCUGCAGGUGUGUUCUUGGCAUUUAGCAUAGGCAAAUCCAGCAGACCAAGUCACACUGUGAACAUUUAUUUUUUGUCCUACGGUUAUGAAGAGCCAACAAAUACAGCACACAAGGCCAGAUGUAAAUGAUAUAUAAAAAAACGACUUUUACACACAGACCUGAGUAGCCUUAUUAUCUACUGGCUACACUGCUUAGGGUGAUACCAGUGAAAUACUAAUGGAAGCUGCAAGGAAGUUGUGUGAAAGCUUCUGGCAGACAUUCAACUCACCCAACUCUGUAGAUCCACAAUCGCAGAAGGCGGCAGCUUUACUGGUAACAGAUCUUAGGAGGGAAAAAAAAGAACACUCGAUCAGGAGUCAAGAAAGCUAUGGAUAAACCCCUCCCAAAUACAGAAAUAUUAGUCAGCAAUCACUAUACCAGCUGCCCAGUUUCACAUACAGCCUCCCUUUAA
Messenger RNA from Globicephala melas (long-finned pilot whale), 2912 nucleotides. RefSeq names its product tRNA selenocysteine 1 associated protein 1 (gene TRNAU1AP). Lineage: Eukaryota; Metazoa; Chordata; Mammalia; Artiodactyla; Delphinidae. Gene Ontology annotation, molecular function: tRNA binding. The record is from RefSeq and is a predicted model, not a curated record. Gene Ontology annotation, cellular component: nucleus. Gene Ontology annotation, biological process: selenocysteine incorporation.